UAUCCGGCCUUGUCCGCCUCUACAGCGCCCAGUGGGCGGCCUGGACCCAACUCCCCUGGCCUAGCCGCGCCAAAGGAGUUGCUUCUGACUUUCCUCCGUUUUACUUUCCUUCCCUUCCUGAAGCUGGGUCCUUACGUCCACCACCGCGGAGUCUCCAGACGCCGGAGUCGAAUGUCCUGGAGAGUAACCGGAAGUACUGUGCCCAGGCCUAGGGGCGGCGCCUGCGGCUGCCAGGGAGAGGGAAGAAUUGAGUAUUAAGAAUAGUUCUGAACUAGAGACCUUGUGAAGCCAAAAGGAAGACAAUCUUGAGUCUUUCUUGUUAUGAAUGCUAUUGCCCUUGAGAAAUCACAUUCUAAAGACCAGGAAGUAAAUGUUUUCUUCCAUGUGGGUUCUAGGAUUGGAAAUACCAAGUAAGAAAUUAGUAUAUAUGAUGCUGGAAACUCAUGGAAACUUGGAAAUAUCAAGUAAGGAAUUAGGAUAUAUGAUACUGGAUGCUCGUGACUGAAAGGCCUGAAACAGAUGUAUCUUCCAAAUUCUUAUCAAGAAAAUGACUGUGAAGGCAAUGAUGGGUCAAGAAGACCAGUGGAAAACUCCUUAGGAGAGAGCCAUAGAAAAUGUACACUUCAGAAGAGAAAUGUAAUCAGAGAACUCAAAAAAGGAAAAUAUAUCAUGUAUGCCCUCGGAAGGGUAAAAAGAUUUUUAUUUAUGUGCAUGAGAUUACUCAAAUAGGUGAUCAGAUAUACCAGUGCCUUGAAUGCAAGCAAAACUUCUGUGAAAACUUAGCUCUUAUUAUGUGUGAGAGAACCUACACUGGGGAGAAACCUUAUAGAUGUGAUAUGUGUGAGAAAACCUUUGUCCAAAGCUCAGAUCUUAUUUCACACCAGAGGAUCCACAAUUAUGAGAAACCUUAUAAAUGUAGCAAGUGUGAGAAGAGCUUUUGGCACCACUUAGCCCUUUCAGGACACCAGAGAACACAUGCAGGUAAAAAAUUCUAUACAUGUGACAUUUGUGGCAAGAAUUUUGGUCAGAGUUCUGAUCUGCUUGUCCACCAGCGAAGCCAUACAGGCGAGAAACCCUAUCUAUGUAGUGAGUGUGAUAAAUGCUUUAGUAGAAGUACAAACCUCAUAAGGCACCGAAGAACUCACACAGGUGAAAAACCAUUUAAGUGUCUGGAGUGUGAAAAAGCUUUUAGUGGGAAAUCAGAUCUUAUUAGCCACCAGAGAACUCACACUGGUGAAAGGCCCUACAAAUGUAAUAAGUGUGAAAAAAGUUACCGACACCGUUCAGCCUUCAUUGUACAUAAAAGAGUUCAUACUGGGGAGAAACCCUAUAAGUGUGGUGCCUGUGAAAAAUGCUUUGGCCAGAAAUCAGACCUAAUUGUGCACCAGAGAGUCCACACAGGGGAGAAGCCUUAUAAAUGUUUGGAAUGUAUGAGAAGUUUUACUCGGAGUGCCAAUCUAAUUAGGCACCAGGCAACUCACACUCAUACUUUUAAAUGCCUUGAAUAUGAGAAAAACUUCAACUGUAGCUCAGACCUUAUAGUGCAUCAAAGAAUUCACAUGGAAGAGAAGCCACACCAGUGGUCUGCUUGUGAGAGUGGCUUCCUCUUAGGUAUGGAUUUUGUUGCUCAACAGAAAAUGAGAACUCAGACUGAAGAGCUACAUUAUAAAUACAGUGUAUGUGAUAAGACCUUCCACCAGAGCUCAGCCCUUCUUCAACAUCAGACAGUACACAUUGGUGAAAAACCAUAUAUCUGUAAUAUGAGUGAGAAAGAUAUUGAGCUCAGCCCUCCCCAUGCAUCAGAAGCUUCUCAGAUGUCUUAACCAGACAAAUUAUAAUACCAUAAAAAUGUAUUUACAUGUCAGAGAACUCAUUAAGAUGAAGACCCCUAGGGAAAUCUCAGACUUAUCACAGAGCUCAGAAUUCAGUGGGAACCAGAAACCCUACAAUUGUGGGAAAUAUGAGAAGUGCUUGCCCAGAGAGCUGCCCUAACAGAAUACCUUAUCAUUUACUCUAAUGACAAACUCUACAGAUGCCUGGAGUUUUAGAAAAACUUCAUCACACAUAAGAGGAGUCAGCACAGGUGAGAAAUCUUACAAAUGCAGUGAGAUUAGAGAGCUUGCUAGCAAAGUUCUGUCCGCCUCAUUGUAAGAGAAUUCACAUCAGAGAACAACUUCUAAAAUGCCUUCUGUGUCAACAGUGCUUCAGACAAUAUGCACAUCUCAUUGGACUUCAGAAAAGCUACCCUGGGAAGAAAGUCCACCAACUGUGAAAAAAGCUUCUAAACAGAACUCUAUCUGACCCAUUAGAUAAGCCAUACUGGUGAAAAAUUGUAUAUUUGUCUCAAGUGUGGCAAAAGCAUUAGUUGGAGAGCCUUAGUGGGAUUUGCACCUCCCCCUCAAAGAAAAAGUCUGAGGAAAGACUUUUAACAAGUGUCUGAAUGAAAGAAACUUGUCAGUGAUCAGCUCUUGUGGUACAUCAGGGAACUCACAUAAGUGAAAAACCCUGUAAAUACCUUGAGUCUGAAAAAAGCUUUGCUAGAAGCUCCUAUCUUAUUGGGCCCCAAAGAACCCUUUCUGCUAAGAAGUUUGCUCUAGUGAUAGAGUCGAUUCUGAGUGAGAAUCUGUGUACAUAAAAUAUGUAUGAGAAGAACUGUUCUCAUAGUUGACCCAUAUAGUAGAAAUGACUUGAAAUGGACUCAGUAUGGUAAUAGAUUUUGUAGAUACCCAGAAGCUUGUUCUGGGAGGAGGUAGGGCAGGUCAGAGUAGACCUGAUGGGUAACUCAGGUAAAGAUGCUUUUCUUUUAUCUGAACCACUUAAUUAUUGCUUUACUUUCACUUUUUUAAAUUCAAAAAUCCAAUAAAGGGAAGGACUGUA
Messenger RNA from Nycticebus coucang (slow loris), 2877 nucleotides. Its product is annotated as zinc finger protein 322-like. The record is from RefSeq and is a predicted model, not a curated record. The transcript has a single exon. Lineage: Eukaryota; Metazoa; Chordata; Mammalia; Primates; Lorisidae. The coding region runs from base 615 to 1823 and encodes 402 amino acids.